Messenger RNA from Cydia pomonella (codling moth), 1827 nucleotides. RefSeq names its product odorant receptor 4-like. Gene Ontology annotation, biological process: detection of chemical stimulus involved in sensory perception of smell; sensory perception of smell. The record is from RefSeq and is a predicted model, not a curated record. Bases 345 to 1643 code for a protein of 432 amino acids. Gene Ontology annotation, cellular component: plasma membrane. Gene Ontology annotation, molecular function: odorant binding; olfactory receptor activity. Lineage: Eukaryota; Metazoa; Arthropoda; Insecta; Lepidoptera; Tortricidae. The transcript has 9 exons.
UUUGUUCUGACGAAUUUAACGACACCUCCUUUGUCCAAAAUUGGGCUAUAGCACAAGUCAAAAGAAAAGACAUACAAUACAUAUGCUCGACAAUACAGACGCAGUCGGGUAAAAAAGUCACUAGACUCACUACAAAAAUGAAGCGCUCAUAAGAACUGUCUAGUACAUCAGUGAAGCGUAACAUCUGUCUCCUAGAAUUAGAAAUUGUAACUAGCAUUAGAAAAUUAAUAAAUUGGAAAAUUGCUACUAAUAACGUGAUUGCACGAAUGGCCAACCCGCUUUCAAAAAUCGAUCUAAUAUUAGAUACAUGACAAGCUCAGUAUUCGCUUUGUAGCCAAAGCAAUAUGACCCUAUUGACUAUCUUUCGGGAUAUAAAGUCAUUUGUGAAUAAAGAUGGCUACGAUUUGGAAAGACCAGAUGUGACGUUGCAGAAUUUUCACCCUCAACUCGAAGUAUUUUUCGCAAUCAAAGGAAUAUUUUUUAACAAUUGCAGCUCUAAGAAAAGAUUCAUCUGGCCAGCCUUGAGUUCCUUUAUGGCAUCGGUAGCAACUGGCUUCGAGUUGUUGUUCAUCUGGCGGGCUCUGACCAUCAAGAACUACGCGAUGGCUACUGAAUCUUUCGCCUACCUCAUCAUCCUCGGUUCUGUGAUCCUCACCUACCUUGGAGUGUUGACCAAUAGGACAACGAUAUUAACACUAUUGAGUGAAAUGAGUAAAGAUUUCCGUUACAUUUGCAAUUUGGCGUCAAACUACAGAAAAAGUUUUUUAGACGGCCAACUUCUCAUUUGGAAAUUGACCAUGACUUGGGGAAUAUUUGUAAUAUGUGUGGCGAUUCUGUACGUGUUAAAUACGUUAUUGCUGCUUCUUUACCAGAGUCUCUUCGCCACUUUGGAUGAGCAUUACGUCCGCCCGCUCAUAUUCCCGGUCUGGCUUCCUCACGACGAUCCGUACAGGACCCCAAACUACGAGAUGUUAUUAGUUUUUGAUAUUGCGAUCAUACUUGUCGCCAUGGCUUCAUUCGGCUUAUACGUGCCCCUAUCGCUGCAUCUCUUUAUGCACUAUUACAAGCUGCUGGACAUGAUACUGAUUGCCAUUGACGAGCUGUUCGAAGAGUUGGACGAGUCAGUUGUAACCUUGCCUGUGACAGACCAGCGCCGACUGGAUGUGAAGGCUGAGCUCAGCAGGAGGAUGGGACGCAUCGUGCGGUGGCAUCAGUCCGUUUUUGAUUCUGUGGGUGCGAUAACAUCAAUAUAUGGCCCAAUGCUGGUGUAUCAAGUAAUGUUUAGCUCGGUCAUCAUCUGCUUGAUGGCACACCAAGUCGCUAUCCAAAUGGCAGAUGGAAAAUUCAACUACCUAUUUGCCUUGUUGACGUUUGGUGCCAUCUUACAACUGUGGAUCCCAUGCUGCAUGGGCACUUUAUUGCAGACCAAGGCCUUGUCGCUAGGAGAGCGCUGUUUCUACUCCGGCUGGUACAAGACACCGCUGACUCAGCUGGUCCGUCAGGACCUGCUCAUCUUCAUCACGCGGACACAGGUCCCGGUUGAGAUCAAAUUCACCGGCCUACCCGAGAUGGAGCUUCACACCUUCUCUUCGAUUAUGAGUACCGCCUACUCUUACUUCAACAUGCUUCGGCAGUACAAUUAAGCUUCGCCGUAAUAUUUGGAAACAACCCGCACAACAAACGUAAGAUUCAAAAGUUUCAACACGUGGCUUGCAGAAUUUUUCCUGAAAUAUAUGCACCGGGAAAGUUGUUCCAGCGCAUCGGGACUUGGCUCAUUUUCUACUGGGCAGACUGAGGUCGUGGUAGAAAUGGCAAAAUUUAUUUAGU